Ricinus communis (castor bean) is the source of this 834-nucleotide messenger RNA. Its product is annotated as dirigent protein 17. Bases 187 to 708 code for a protein of 173 amino acids. The transcript has 2 exons. The record is from RefSeq and is a predicted model, not a curated record. NCBI's taxonomy places the organism in Eukaryota, Viridiplantae, Streptophyta, Magnoliopsida, Malpighiales, Euphorbiaceae.
GGAAGGAUUAAGCCAAGCUUUGGGAACUGUAACUGAUUCAGACUGGCAAAGCUGCAAUCAUGCUGGAGCUACAGCAUCCUCCUUUUCUCAUCUUCGUUCCAGUUCUCACUUUGGUUGAAUUCUACUCGUCGGGUGCAGAUUAUUAAGUUCUUGCAGAAGGUGUUCGACAGAGAGAGAGAGCUAAAAAUGAUAAACCCAACCAAAGAGCCAGAACCAGAGUCUUUACAGACAGGUGUUUUAGAGUUACCAGGGGAACCUGCUAUUGUUAUUAACGGAGUGCCAGACAUCAAUAAGAGUGACGGCUCUCUUGUUGUCUCAAGCACUGCAAAUGAUACGGAAUCACAAAGAAACACAAGUCCUGAUACAGAGAUUCUUGGAAAUGCUAGUUUCGGAGAAUGGUUGGAAGGACGAGAAGUUCAAAAGUGGUUUGGGGAGAAGAUGUAUACUGGAACUGUGACGGAGUUUGACAAGGAAACUGGGUGGUACAGAGUGGUGUAUGAAGAUGGCGAUUUCGAGGACCUCGAGUGGCAGGAAUUGGAAGGUUUUCUGGUGCCUUUGGAUAUUACUAUUCCCCUAAAAUCGUUGGCACUGAAGAUCAUAAAGAAGAGUCAAAAAAGCACCGAGAAGUCUGGGAAAAGCGAGAUUCGCCCCAAAACUGGCAAAGCCAAAAGCCUAGCAAAUAAGGGGCCUGAAAAUGGAGGGACAUAGAUCAGUAGCAGAAAGAGGCUUGUUGAAUAUGUAAACCCAUAUAGUAUUAUUAAGUGGUCACGUUUUAUCAUGUUUUGCAGCAGUUGUUAAAGGCUAAAGCAAUGUCAAGAACAGACUAUUCUGAUC